UCGCAAGUGUUGUUUAUCAUCAGAACAAAAAUAUAUCGCAAUUGAGCUUCGCAGUAUCUCGAGAAUCGUGUUACUUGUCGUAUCAUUGCAAAAAUAAUACAUAUUUUUCGUUAAUUAAAAAAAAACAAUACAAGCAAUAAAAAACGCCCUUUUUGUUAACUCUAAAUGUGUUUUUAUUUUUUCAAGUGUCAUACUUAAAUUUAAAUAACAAUUAACAGUUCAAAACAUAAAUAAACCCAUAUCGGCAAAAAAAAAAAAAAAAUAAAUAAACCAUCGCAAUAACGCGAUUGGUUUGCCGGUGGGCAGCUGGUCUUUUUUUUUUUUAAUAACAAUAUACAAUAAAUUUAAACAAUAUAAAUUUAAUUUAAUUAAAUUUUGUGCAGUGAAGUUUAAAUAUUUUUUUUUGUUAAAAGAAAAAAAGUGUUUCAAGUGUUGUCAUUUUUUUCUAAACACUUAAAAUAUUUAACAGUGUAAAGAGUAUAAAAAAUAAAGAAAUUAAUUAAUUAAUAAUAAAGAAAAAAAAAUUGAGAAAUUUGUGAGUGAGAGUGCGAGGAGAAUUAAAAAUAAAGUUAAAAAAAAAAAAUCUGACGAAAUGUCGCAGCGAGACGCGGUCAUACAUCUCGUUGCUGGCGGAGCUGCUGGUACAAUGGGGGCAAUUGUAACAUGUCCCUUGGAAGUUGUUAAAACACGUUUACAAUCAUCAACAUCAGGAUUUGUUCCACCAGUAUGUAAUAAAGAAUUGACAUCUGGCUAUGGUACUUGUAAAAAUUUUCCAAAUCCACAACAAAGAAGAAGACUAUGUACUGGAAGUUAUCCAAGGUAUGCAAUGGUAGCAUUAUCACACUGUGGUACUGGACCACAUCAUACACACUCACCACCAGGUCUUGUACAUUGUUUAAAAUAUAUAAUUAAAUACGAAGGUAUUAGUGCAUUAUUCAAAGGACUUGGACCAAAUCUCAUUGGUGUUGCACCAUCACGAGCAAUUUAUUUUUGCACAUAUUCAAAAAGUAAAAAUAUAUUUAAUUCAAUGCUACCACCAGAGAGUCCAAUGGUUCAUGUUUGUUCAGCAACAAUUGCAGGUUUUGUAACUUGCACAACAACAAAUCCAAUUUGGUUUAUCAAAACAAGAAUUCAGCUAGAUCAUAAAACACAACAUCAAAAUACAAUUGAUUUAAUUAAAAAAAUAUAUCAACAAUCAGGAAUUCUUGGAUUCUACAAAGGCAUCACAGCAUCAUACGUUGGAAUCAGCGAGACAGUUGUACAUUUUGUUAUUUAUGAAGCUGUUAAAAGUUGGCUCAUCAAUCAUAGAUCAAGAAUUCCAGCAGGUGAUGAAAAUUCUAAAACAUCACGUGAUUUUCUUGAAUUCAUGGCUGCUGGUGCAUUUUCGAAGACAAUUGCGUCAUGUAUAGCCUAUCCACAUGAGGUUGCAAGAACACGUCUUCGAGAAGAAGGAAAUAAAUAUAGAAAAUUUUGGCAAACAUUGAGUGUUGUUUAUUCUGAGGAAGGACCAAGAGGUCUUUAUCGAGGACUCACUGCUCAAUUAGUACGACAAAUUCCAAAUACUGCAAUUAUGAUGGCCACAUAUGAAUGUGUAGUUUUUGUAUUAUCAAAACAUUUUAAAACAAUUCCAACGUCAAGUAAUAAAAAUCAACAAAAUACACAAUUUUAUACUGAAAGAAAAACAAAAGGUGAGCUUGCCUAAAAAGAGAAUCUUCAAAUAAUUUAAAAAAAAAAAUCUUCAACUGUUAUUUAUUAUUUUUCUUUUGUAUUCUUUAAAGUAGCUUCUUUAAAAUUAAAAUUAAUUUUCAUUUUUACAUCAGAAUCUCCUGUUUAAAACGACAAUAUUUUUUAAGAUGAAAAUUUAAUAAAAAAUCUUGAUUAUUCAGUGAAUAAUCAUUUUCUUUUUUUUUUUUUAAAUUAAAUUUAUUGAGUACAUGCUUUUGAUAUAUUAUUAUAAGUUAUUGUUAAAAUGAAAAUAUGAAAAGAGUGAUAGUAUUGUGUACCUUAUGAAAAAGUGACUUUUUUUUUUUUUUUGAAUUAUUAAUAGUUAAAAAAUUAUUAACAAUAUUUGACUCUGUAAAAAAACUUUUAUGACUUAUUUUCUUGAUUUUUAAAUUAUUAAUAUUAUGAUAAUUUGAUGAUGCUUUAAAACAAGAAAAUAAGUAAAAUAUUAAAUUUCAUAUCAAUGAUAAAAUGUAAAUUAAAAUCUACUGGUAGAUAUUUAAUUUGUUAUUCAUUUAAACAACCACAUUGUAAAUAUUUCUGUGACAAAGAGAGCCUAAAAUUUUUUAAGUAUUAUUCAAAAAAAAAAUAUAUAUAUAUUAAAAAAAAAAAAAAAAAAAUAACAAAGUUAACUUGUUAAUGUUUAUAUAUAUUUUUUUUUAUUAUGAUGAAUUGUUUUUUUUUUUUUUGAAUAAUUGUUAGUAAAAUAUGAAAAUAUAAAAUAAUAAAAAAUGGACUAUAUAUUAUAACGAAUGAAAAUGUUUUUUUUUUUUUUUUUUUUGUUUAUAAACAUUGCUCAUUAUGAUUUAAUUUUUCAAUUGUAAAUUAUCUGAAAAAUCAUUUUAAAGUCUAGUCGUAAAUUGCUUAAUUCAAAUAAUGUCCAAUAUUAUAAAAAAAUAUAUUAAAAAAAAAAAACAAUCGUUAUUUUUAAUCAUUUAAAUUUAAAAUCAUUUGUUUAUCUUAAUUUCAUUUGUACAAUUGAGUACAGAGGAGACAAGAAAUUCUGUGAUUUUAAUUUUUAUAAUUUGUAAACAAUUGAUAACGACAAAUAUUUAUAAUAGUUUUUUUUUUUUUUUUAUAUAUAGAUACAGGAUGAUGAAAAAUGAAAAACGAAAAAAAAAAAAUAUCAAGAAAAAUAGAUUUAAAGAAAAAACAAUUUGUAAUAUGUAUGAAAGCUUUUUUUAUAUUAUGAACAAAUGACAAAUAAUAAUAUUGUGACGAUAACCCACUUUAAAUAACUUGAUGAAGUUUUUUUUUUAUUAAUAUUAAUAUAUAACUUGUAAAAAAUAAUAAUAAAAACAAUAAUACUAAAAUAAAAAAUAAUAAUAUUUAUAUUUUCAUCGAUAAUAAUUAAUGAAAGUAAACGAAAUUUAAAAAAAAAAAAAAGAAAAGUAAAUGUUAGUUUAAUGAAAGACUGAAUUAAUUUUAUUAUAUAAUUUUUUUUUGUUGAAUAAGUAGUUUUAUUGUGGUACCAUGGAAAAUAAUAAUUAAAAAAAAAAUAUGUUUAUAAAAUUUUCCAAAUAUAAAUCUGUUGUUUGAAUGACAGAUCAGAGACCUCAGUAGAUAUAAAACAAUAUGUGAGUUUGUUUUUUUAAAAAAAAACAAUAUUAAAAAUCAACAAUUAUAAUUAAUAAUAUUUUUUUUGUUGUAAUUUGAUUUGUAAAUUGAUUGAAGAUUGAAAUAAAAAAAAAUAUUUGAUGAAAAAUAUAUAAUUGUAUUAAUGUUUUUUGUUUAUUUAAAUGUUGAGUUGUAUAAAUAAAUAAAUAAUUUACCUAAAUUGUUUAUAAUAAAUAUAUUGUAUAGUUCA
Messenger RNA from Aphidius gifuensis, 3529 nucleotides. It is a transcript of the gene Rim2, whose product is annotated as solute carrier family 25 member 36-A. Gene Ontology annotation, molecular function: pyrimidine nucleotide transmembrane transporter activity. Gene Ontology annotation, biological process: pyrimidine nucleotide import into mitochondrion. Gene Ontology annotation, cellular component: mitochondrion. The record is from RefSeq and is a predicted model, not a curated record. Lineage: Eukaryota; Metazoa; Arthropoda; Insecta; Hymenoptera; Braconidae. The transcript is spliced from 6 exons. Bases 593 to 1702 code for a protein of 369 amino acids.